AUGUCUGAUCAGGAGGAAAAUGUUAAUGCUCAGAAUGUAGUUCAUGCAUCAGAAGAAAAUGAUAAAUCAUAUGAGUCUAUCAAUAUCCCAGUUUCCUCAGUAGAGACUCCAGAGUUAGAUCAAGCUGGAGACAAUGAGUUUGGAGUGCAACCCUCCGGCAUGGGCCAUGGAACAAAUGUUGAGGAGGUCAGAGGGCAGACAGAGUCAAGCCUAUACUCACAUGAUGAAAGACAAUACGACCAGUCUGCAUUGUUAUCCUAUGAAGGUUCUGAUACCCUGCCAUCUUAUCAAAAUCCAUAUGGAGCAGAAUAUGAAAGUAUAUCACAGUCAGAGAAAAAGUAUUCAGAUUCUGGUGUGACUAUGCCAGUUAUGGGUGAAAUAAAGUCUCUAAAAGCAUCUUUGAAAGCAACAAUGAGAGAUUCUGUAGCAACAGUAAAAGUUGUACUUAUUCCUGUGGGCCAGGAAAUCAUAUUCCCAUUUAAACUUGAUACUAUUUUUAAAUACCUGAAGGAAAAAUUUUCACAUCUAUUAAAUGUCCCACCUUAUGCUCUACAGCUAAGACAUGCAGGAAUUAUUCUUAAAAAUAAUGAGACCCUCCUACAAUAUGGAGUUAAGCCACAGGAUAUUGUACAGGUGGAAAUUUUUUCUACACAGCCAGAUCUAUUUCCGAUAAGAAGAAUCCAUGGAUUAAAUGAAGACUCUCAAAUUAUAACUGUCAAAAUACAAACUGGCACUGAUGAGUACCAGGAGGUAGCUGUUGAGAUUAUAAAAUCUGACUUUCACAAACCAUUUCUUGGUGGAUUCAGACACAAAAUAACAGGAGCAGAAUAUCAUAAUGCUGGAACACAAACUGUACCUAAAAAGACUCACCAAAAAAACAAUGUAUUUAGUAGGGAUACCCAGACAGUCUUUCAGAAGAAAAAGCUCCAGCAAACUACAAAUAACACAUCGACACAGAUGACUAAAAUUGGUGUGUAUGUAUCAAAUAUGACUGAUAAAUUGGUAACACCAGGAAAAUAUAUUUCAGCAGAAGAAUAUCAUGCUCAAAGAUUGGAGGCAGUAAUAAUAAUACAGACUUACUAUAGGCAAUGGCAUGCUAAAGGCGUGGUAGAGAAUAUAAGACGACAAAAGUUGCUAAGGUUGAAAUGGGAAGCAGAGGAAGAGGAGAGAAAAAUAAGGGAAAAAGAAAAAUUGAUGCAAUUGGACUAUUACCGGAGGCAUCAUCCUCAAACAAAAGAAGAUUUUGAACUUCUUUUUAAUGCACUAGAAUUAUGGCGGCAAGAGGAACUUGCAUGCAUUAACCAAUGUUACACGGGAGCUGAAAGGAAAGCGCGUUUGUGUGACCUUCUGGAAAAAGAGACCCAGCUAAUUGCUUCCAUUGGGAGACACAGGUACAAUGCUAAUAUGGCCAACCAGGAGGCAGCAAUACAGGCUUUUCUGGAUAAGUGUUCAGCCCCAAAGACAUGGAGAACAGUUAGUGGGAAAAUCAUUGAGUUGGAUACACAGUUCACCAUCAGAGCCAGAGAGCUGCAAACCAUCUAUAAAUGCAUCAUGCUGAAAAAUAUCUCCCAAGAUGAGAGACUGGAUGUGCUUUUAACGCUUAAGCACACUGUGAAGGAACAUGACUGCAAACUGACUCAGGAAAUUCUAGAAUUGAUUGACAGAGAAGUAGACCUUAUGAUGAGAGGAGUCAAACAUUAUAACCUUGAAGGUCUUCGGAAAAGAAUCACCACGCUCUUUUUUCAUUACAUCAAAACACCUCUGUUUAAUCCUGAAGUUGUAAGAUACCUCAAGGUCCCUCAGGAUCCAAUGGCGUUUUAUAAGAAGAUUUACUUCUGCCACAGUUGUCAGCUCUAUUUGCCUUCCACAGAGUUUGCUGUGACCUCCACCUCACAGCGCAUAUACCGGUGUCGUAACUGUGUUAGUCUCGACAAUGAGGCCAGGCAACGAGAAUCAUUUUUGAAGUACAAAUGUUUACUGAAACGGCUCUACUAUUCAGAAGCCAAUUAUGAAGAUGAUUCUAAAAUUGCUUUCCUGAUGCAGCUCCAAGACAUUCAGUACCUGACUGAAAAGAUCUGGGCCUCCCAGUCGGUGCUCAGCGCCUGGAAUGAUCUCAAUGAUCUGGUGAUGGUGAGGUGGGACAAGAACUUGGAGUGGUCCCCCUGGAACUGCAUUCUUCUCACCAAAGACGAAGGUGCAGCUCACCUGAAGCUAGCAAGAACCGAAGAGGGAUAUGAACCCUUGUUUAUUCACAAGAUCAAACACAAACAUAUCUUGGCUAAGAACUAUUUUUCUCAAAUUCCACUGCUGGCUUCAUUUAUACUGGAUGAUGGUGAAGUAAAUGAGAUCAGGAGAUAGCACACAGAAAAAACACCUCAGGAACUUUAUCUUUAGAAGACCCAGGAGUAUUUAUUUGAUGGUCAGCAUUUUUGUCCACUACUAAUAGAGUA
Molecule: messenger RNA, 2450 nt
Organism: Condylura cristata (star-nosed mole)
Lineage: Eukaryota; Metazoa; Chordata; Mammalia; Eulipotyphla; Talpidae
Gene: IQUB
Product: IQ motif and ubiquitin domain containing
Exons: 12
Coding region: 1-2358 (785 amino acids)
Biological process (GO): cilium assembly
Cellular component (GO): acrosomal vesicle; motile cilium
Molecular function (GO): protein binding
Source: RefSeq, a predicted model, not a curated record